GCACCGUCACUUUCUAGCUGGAAUUUUUCUCUUGUUAAAAUCAAGUUUAUCGAUCAAACCUGACUGGCAACAGCCCUAAAAUGUUUUGCUGUCUGAAGUCACUGCCAGCCUCCAUGCAGAUCUGCAUGGGUCUGUGUCUACGCCAAGGCAUCACAGAGGAGGCGAAAAAGGCCAAACUGAAGAGCUCCAGAAUAGAGCAGGACCUGUGUGAGCAGGCCAAGACUGAGAUGAACGUGGUGAAAAUCCUCAUGCUCGGAGCUGCAGAGAGUGGGAAGAGUACUCUGAUCAAACAGAUAAAGAUCAUCCACAGUCAUGGAUUUUCUAAACCAGAGCUCAUCACAUUCAAGCCUGCAGUACUUGAUAACCUUCUGACAUCCAUGAAGUUUGUGCUCCGAGGAAUGGGCAUUCUCAGGAUAAACCUGGCCAACAAGAAGAACAAGGUCCACGCCCGCGCCAUCCUCUCCUGUAGCCAGUGUUUGGGUGAGGACCAAGAGCUGAUUCCCUUUGUGGCACAUGCUUUCUGUGCACUUUGGGCGGACCAGGGAGUUCGAGCAGCCGCAGCUAGAGGUUGGGAGUUUGAGCUGAACGACUCUGCACUCUACUUUUUUGAAAACAUGAGUCGAAUUAUCGCUCCCCACUAUGUCCCCACUGCAAACGAUGUUCUGAGGGUGAGGGUGAGAACGUGCGGCAUCAUCGAGACGCAGUUUCAAGUCAAUCAACUGAUUUUCCGGAUAUAUGAUGUCGGGGGUCAGCGCAGCGAGAGGAGGAAGUGGCUCCGGUGCUUCGACUGUAUUCAGGCUGUGCUGUUUGUGGUGGCCCUCAGCGGCUACGACAUGUCCCUGAUGGAGGACCCUUCAGUGUAUUCUUGCUGCAAUAUUCAUCAGAAUCGACUGCAGGAGAGUUUGGAUCUGUUUUCAUCUGUCUGCAUGAACCCCAUCUUCAGUCAAACUUCACUGAUUCUGUUUAUGAACAAAACCGACCUCUUUAAGGAGAAGAUCCUUCAUUCCGGAAGACACUUGAGGUUUUAUUUCCCAAGCUACAAAGGAGAGGACGCCGAUGUGGACGCUGCAGCGCACCACAUCGCCUCCAUGUUUUCAGCGCUAAACAAGCGACCGGAGAAACCGGUGAUGCAUCACUUCACCACCGCCACCGACACUCACAACAUCCAGGUGGUUUUCCAGAUGGUCAUUGAUCAGGUCAUGAAGGAGAACCUGACUUCAGUUCAGCUACUGUGAUGACCAAGCAUGUUCCCUCCUUUUUCUUUUUUAAUUCUGUUGCUGACAAAA
Synchiropus splendidus (mandarinfish) is the source of this 1286-nucleotide messenger RNA. Its product is annotated as guanine nucleotide-binding protein G(o) subunit alpha-like. NCBI's taxonomy places the organism in Eukaryota, Metazoa, Chordata, Actinopteri, Syngnathiformes, Callionymidae. The transcript has 10 exons. Gene Ontology annotation, cellular component: heterotrimeric G-protein complex. Bases 81 to 1235 code for a protein of 384 amino acids. Gene Ontology annotation, molecular function: guanyl nucleotide binding; G-protein beta/gamma-subunit complex binding; GTPase activity. Gene Ontology annotation, biological process: Rho protein signal transduction; adenylate cyclase-modulating G protein-coupled receptor signaling pathway. The record is from RefSeq and is a predicted model, not a curated record.